AUGCUGCAACCAGAAGAGCUACAUGCAGUCCUGGGCUCCGACUGGAUGAUAGCACCAUGUUCUCUUGUUGUUUAUGGGAUGACGGUGGGUAUACGGGUUGGGGACGAGCCUAGUAUCGUAACUUUUGGUCAUCUUGACCAAUGGGUAUUUCCAUGGAGAAGAGUUGUGGCGCCUGUAGCGUCUAUUCGUGCUGCAUGCAUGCCCGUACCUGGUACAUAG
This is a messenger RNA of Morchella sextelata, 219 nucleotides long. RefSeq lists its product as uncharacterized. The coding region runs from base 1 to 219 and encodes 72 amino acids. The transcript is spliced from 5 exons. NCBI's taxonomy places the organism in Eukaryota, Fungi, Ascomycota, Pezizomycetes, Pezizales, Morchellaceae. The record is from RefSeq and is a predicted model, not a curated record.